CGCGAAGUCUGUUAUUGUGGUAUGUAUCCAAACCGUCACUCUUAGCGUAUUCUUCACUGGUAACACUGGCGAUGGAGGUGAGCAAGUGUCAGAGGUGACCGCGAGGAGAAAAGAGCGGAAACGAGUUGAGACACGUGGAGAGAGAUGCUCUGAGUACUGGUACGUAAUUCGCCGUGUGGCACGUGUACAACGCUCUUGGUAAGUGAGACAUUGCUAUAUUUGAUAUACUCAUGGAUAUUGCAGUGACCAUGAGUUAACGGCUACCUUGAGAUAGAGCUGAGUUGUUGAGUUGAGUGAUAUUCUGUGUGUAGCUCGAGUUUGAAUGCAACAUGUGAGGUGGCUGGUAUGCUAUCGGUUUGAGUUACUGGAGGUUACUUUAUGGAGGCUGAUGGAUGAGCUGUAGGGGUUGUUGUGGAGGCUCGUCGGGGACCACAUGGUUCCCACCUCAGUACUCAUCGCAAGUUCUUGAGCAUGAGAUAAGAGUGCUGAGUUGCGGGAUGCACGAUGAGUUCUCCUUUGGAGAUUCAGUUGUGCCGUGCAUCCACCGAUAAGAGCCACGGGACUUGGGGCCCUUCUAAUUUUCCCUGAGAGAGUUUAGAGGUUGCAUUCAUAACAAGAGAUGAGAUCGAGUUAGAUUUGAGAUGGAAUUGUACGCCCAUCGAGUGUUGAUUCAUGGUCGGUGCAAUGGCUAUGUUGUACUGUGUUAUAUGUAUAGACCCAUGUAGCCAGAUUGCUGUUACAUCCCUUCUAGAGUAAAAUCUCCGCUACAUUUUUGGUGGAGAUGCUUAAAACCGAACUUAAAGCAGUCUGUCGGUUGCGGUUGACGUCUUUGGAGAGAUAAAAGAAUUAAGUAUGAACUUAAUAUUGAGAAUUUUCUGUUCAACUCAAUUUUUUUUUGGUUUGGGUAUGCCCAUAGUGGUGUAUACACAUGGGGUAGUUAUGACCAUUGUGGUGGGUAUAGACAGGUAGUAAUAUAUUACCUACCCAACCAUGAAGAGAAUGUGCACGUCUCGAGCUCCGUACUUAAUGUUGCACGGAGGACCGGCCGACAGAUGAGUUUUAUUUGUUCUAUAAGUCUAAAUUUUAUUUACGCAGAAAUUGUAAUGUGUUUAAAAAAUUAUUGAUACAGGAGCGGUAUUUACGCAUUCUUUUAAACAUUGGCAACACUGCUCUGUCCACGUUCGGAAAUACACAACUCAUCACGUUCGGAAUUUAUUAUAUAAAUCUGUCAUUCUGUGCACCUUACUUCGUUUGUUUUAUUACAAAUUAAUUUAGGUGUAAGGAUAAUAAUAAAUAUUAAAACAUUUACUUGUUUUAUUUCCCUCACGGCUAUAUUUACGAUGCGGUAUAUUUGUUGUGUCUGGAACGAAUCGGCAGCGGACACGACAGAUUGAUAGGUCAGGUCGUGUAAAGGAGGCUUAAGAAAUAGAGUGAAGUUUAGUCUAUGGCUUAAGUUUUGUAAACUUACCCGGUUUUCUGUUCGUUUUCGCGUGCUGUGAUAAAAGUUUGUUUCUAGAAGUAAAAAUUAAAUAAAACUGUGUAAUUACUUAAUUUAGGAGUGCUAAAGUGUGUGAGCAGAUUGCUAAAUAACUCGCUAUUAGCAUCAAAUAGGACACACAUAAGAUUAAUAAGUAAAUGAAGAGUAUCAGUAGCUUGCAUUGCGUACAAAAUGGACCUUUUAGUUUCAACAUUAGAAUUGCGCUUAGAGAGGCUAACAGAAGCUUUAACGGGAGCCGCCGAGGCUCUUCAUAGUAUGGAGACCGGCGUAGAAAGGGACAGGAUAGUUGCCGUCAAAAUUAAUGUUAAUAAUAGAUUAUCGUCGUUCACAACAGACCUCAACAGAUAUUUGUCUGGUGAUAGCGCCAAUGUAAGAGAAGAUCUUUGGAAACAGUGUCGCGACGUGCAGAUUAAAGCGGAGGACGUGCUAACGGAAUUGGAAAUUGCCAUGAAACUCUACUGCCACGAAGGAGAUAACAAUAAUAGGACACGUCUACCUAAAUUAGAACUCGGCAAAUAUAAUGGUGAUGUCCUAAAGUGGAAUACAUUCUGGGACAAGUUUGCAGCCAAUGUCGACAAUAAGGAUAUUGCCAAUGUGGAGAAGCUCUCAUACCUGCUAGCAUCUUUGGAGGGACCAGCCCUUCAAGCAGUUGAGGGUUUGGAGACUACAAACUUAAAUUAUCCAAUUGCGGUCGAUAUCCUCAGUAGCCGUUUCGGUAAGCCUUCAAAGGUCAUUGACGCUCACAACGAGGCUUUGCAAAAACUUACGGUAGCAAAGGAUUUACCUGAAGAUUGUAGAUGCACUCUGAACGCCAUAGAGAAGCACCUGAGGGUAUUGGAGGCUCUAGGGGAGAAAGUUGAUGCUAGUCACCUUAGAGUUAUUAUACUUAAUAAAUUUCCAUCUAAAGUGGUAUAUCAAGUGCGACUGAUGGCGAUUGAUGAUUCAUUUUCUGCAAUCCGAAAGCUUUAG
Leguminivora glycinivorella is the source of this 2467-nucleotide messenger RNA. RefSeq lists its product as uncharacterized. Bases 1670 to 2467 code for a protein of 265 amino acids. The transcript is spliced from 2 exons. The record is from RefSeq and is a predicted model, not a curated record. NCBI's taxonomy places the organism in Eukaryota, Metazoa, Arthropoda, Insecta, Lepidoptera, Tortricidae.